Messenger RNA from Durio zibethinus, 1104 nucleotides. Its product is annotated as B3 domain-containing transcription factor FUS3-like. The record is from RefSeq and is a predicted model, not a curated record. NCBI's taxonomy places the organism in Eukaryota, Viridiplantae, Streptophyta, Magnoliopsida, Malvales, Malvaceae. Gene Ontology annotation, molecular function: DNA binding; DNA-binding transcription factor activity.
AAAGAUGGAAGAAGCUACUCCUAGCGUGCAUGAGAAACCCGAGGCCUUUGCUUUGGUGGCAGGUGUUGAGGGUGUCACUAUGGAAGGGGACAACAACCAUCAACAGCCGGGUCGAUCCGGGUUGACCCGUGACCUUGUCGACGCUGUGUCAAGCUUUGGUGUUAACAGGAAGAAAAGGAUGGCUAGACACAGGAGAUCAUCUUCCACCAUCAAACUUCUCUCUUAUACCAAGUACUUCUCCUCCAGUAGCUCGCAAGUGCCAUCAUCCACUCUCCCGGCACGUGUUAUUGAUCCUACGAGAUUGAGAUUCCUUUUCCAGAAGGAACUUAAGCACAGCGACGUAAGCUCUCUCAGAAGAAUAAUACUCCCUAAGAGAGCAGCGGAAGCUCACUUACCUGUCCUUGAGUCCAAAGAAGGGAUUCUUAUUAACAUGGACGACUUAGAUGGAUUGCAUGUAUGGAGCUUCAAGUAUAGGUUUUGGCCUAAUAACAACAGCCGUAUGUAUGUACUUGAAAAUACUGGGGAAUUUGUUAACGCACACGGAUUACAAAUUGGGGAUUUCAUCAUGGUGUAUCAAGAUAGUCAGAAUCAAAAUUAUGUAAUCCAGGCAAAGAAGGCCUCUGAUCAAGAUCAUGUAUAUACUGACAUAGCUAGAAUUAAUGCUGUGAAUGAUAUUAUUCUCCAUGAUUAUGAGGUUAGUAAAUAUUCCAGCUCCUAUUAUUAUUAUUAUCCAACGAUGGACGAGGAUAGUGGCAUGUCAUUUAUCUAUGACACGACCAGCUUCUCGAAUGACUCUCCACUUGAUUUUCUGGGUGGAUCAUCAAUGACCAACUAUUCAAGGAUGGAAUCUCUGGAAAGCUUUGGGUCGGUUGAAAACUUGUCCCUUGAUGAGUUUUAUCAAGUUUAAUUACGCAUAUUAAAUUGGCACUGUUAUUUCGUUAAACAAAAGUUGGCAGCACAGCUUCAUGAUGAAAUCUGAAAGAAUAGGGGGCAACUUCAAUUUGGUCUGUGGAAGUGUUGUAUUUUUUGCAGAUAAUUUCAGCAUAUAGUCCCAUGUAAAAAUAAACAAAUAAACAUGAAGCAUUGUGUGCUUGUUGAACGUGA